UCCAGCCUAUUGUUUCAGGCCACACAUAUAAGAAGUUGCUGCGAUGGGAGAGGAACGUCGGGUUUGGUGCCUGUCCCCCAUUUCCAAUUAUAGAUGGAUCAUUACAGACGGAGAAGUCCUGAGAAUCCAGACAUCUGCUCUUCACAUGAAUGCACUCACCUCCUAGAGAGCAGUCCGCCAUCAUGCUCUGGAAACUGGUUGAAAAUGUCAAGUACGAAGAUAUCUACGAGGACCGUCACGACGGCGUCCCGAGCCACAGCUCGCGCCUCUCCCAGCUGGGCUCGGUCUCGCAGGGCCCCUACUCCAGCGCCCCUCCGCUCUCGCACACGCCUUCCUCGGACUUCCAGCCGCCCUACUUCCCGCCGCCCUACCAGCCCCUGCCCUACCACCAGAGCCAGGACCCCUAUGCCCACGUCAACGACCCCUACGCCCUGAAUCCGCUCCACCAGCCCCAGCAGCAUCCCUGGGGCCAGCGGCAGAGGCAGGAGGUGGGCGCCGAGGCCGGGUCCCUCCUGCCCCAGCCCCGGGCCUCCCUACCCCAGCUCUCCGGCCUCGACCCCCGGCGGGACUACCACGCCGCCGUCCGCCGCCCCGACGUCCUCCUCCACUCCGCUCACCACGGCCUCGACGCCGCCGGCAUGGGCGACGCCCUCUCCCUCCACGGCAUCGCCCACCCGGGCAUGGAGGACGUUCAGUCGGUCGUAGAAGAUGCCAAUAACAGCGGCAUGAACUUGUUGGACACAUCUGUCAUCAAAAAAGUUCCAGUUCCUCCAAAAUCUGUUACUUCCUUGAUGAUGAACAAAGAUGGAUUCCUCGGCGGCAUGUCCGUGAACACAGGCGAAGUGUUUUGUUCGGUACCUGGGCGGCUGUCUUUGCUCAGUUCAACUUCCAAGUACAAAGUAACAGUUGGAGAAGUUCAGAGGCGCCUUUCGCCUCCAGAAUGUUUGAAUGCAUCACUCCUUGGAGGAGUACUUAGAAGAGCCAAAUCGAAAAACGGGGGCAGAUCGUUGCGAGAGAGACUAGAAAAAAUUGGUUUGAAUUUACCAGCCGGCAGGCGCAAAGCAGCAAAUGUCACUUUACUCACCUCCCCUGUUGAGGGAGAAGCUGUACAUUUAGCCCGGGAUUUUGGAUACAUCUGUGAGACUGAGUUUCCUGCCAAAGCUGUUUCUGAGUACCUGAACAGACAGCAUACGGACCCCACUGAUCUCCACUCCAGGAAAAAUAUGCUACUUGCCACAAAGCAACUUUGUAAAGAAUUUACUGAUCUCUUGGCCCAGGACAGGACACCCAUUGGCAAUAGCAGGCCUAGCCACAUUUUGGAACCAGGGAUCCAGAGCUGCUUGACUCACUUCAGCCUCAUCACCCAUGGCUUUGGGUCCCCAGCCAUAUGCGCUGCCCUGACUGCUCUCCAGAACUAUCUGACGGAAGCUCUGAAAGGCAUGGACAAGAUGUUCUUGAACAACAACUCUGCUAACAGGCACACUUCUGGAGAAGGACCAGGUAGUAAAACUGGAGACAAGGAAGAGAAGCACAGAAAAUGAAACAAAAUGAAGCUAAUGAAAUUAGGGGAAAAAAUUAAAAGGAAAAAAAAAAGCAGAGAGAAAGAGAGAGAGAAACAUUUUUAGAAACAUUUUAAUUUUAGCUUUAAAAUAUUGGAUUGGGCUUUGGAAGAAUUAUACUAGGUAGGUUACACCCAAAAUAUUUUUUUUUAAGGAACUAAAGGUGAGAGGCGCACAAUGGAGCAGAAACAGUGGCUUGGUGGCUUUUACAGAGGAACUUUUCAAGACAACUUCCAGGAAUUUCCACUUCUAUCCUUCUACAAUCUUUUUUAUGGGGAGGGGAUGGGGAAAUGAAAAUAAUAAUAAUAAUAAUAAUAAUAAUAGAUGUAAAAGCAAUCAAUAACUUAUUGGAAGAAUCAUUUUGAUAAUGUUGAUAUGUUGACUGAAUCCAUAGUCGGUUUCUGUAUUACUGUGUUGUUGUUUGGUUUUUGGUUUUUUUUUAAGUGUCUCUAUCUAAAGUAGAAAAAGCAAAAACCUUCUAAGGGAUGGAUUUAUUUUACAUUGGGGUGGUCAGAGCAAACUUUCAUGCUUUAAAUUCUGCCCAACCGUAGCUCCUUAUUUUGUGUGACAUCUUGCCAUUGCCUCUCUGUGUUAUCAGAAUAGUUAGGCUUUACUAAUAGUCUAUGGCCUACAGACUUGUUAAGAGUGAGGGGAAAGGGGAGAAACAGACUUAUUCUCUGGUUUUGUCUAGAUUAGGAGCUGUUAGGAAGGAAAACAAGCUACUACACAUACAGUUAACAAGCUCAGGCUCCAAAGAAGUAAAACUAUACCUACUUUGAACCCUCAGUGUGAGAUAUUUGUCUAAACUGACAGUUCACUACAAACUAGACAUUUAGCAUAUCUAAUCACAAAAUUCUGAGACUGCAACUUGCAAUUGUCACUGACAGUAAGAGCUUUUAUGAGAUCCAGGGAAAUAUUGGGAUGGACAUAAUAUAAUGGAAUAUUGGCUUGUACACAGUCAUGCCUAAAAUAGACAUACUGAAAUGAGCUGAACUUAAAUCAGAUGGCUAACUUAAUUCCCAUUGAGUUCAAGCAUAUGCUCUAAACACUACUACUGUACAUCUGGAUCAACAGGAUUGAUAAUAAGGCUGUUGUCUAACAUAUGAGCCCUUAACCUGCGGUACAAUGUCUGUCUUUUUCAUAUAUUUGAAAAAUGUUAGACUGGUAAACAAUAACUAUGAAAAUUAAGGGGAGGAGAAUCUCCUGCUUGUGGGUAGUUCUUUUAAAAAUGACUUUUAAAAUUUAGGCAUGUUACAGACUGCCAAAAUAAAGCUGCUUCGG
This is a messenger RNA of Sceloporus undulatus (fence lizard), 2840 nucleotides long. RefSeq names its product transcription factor AP-2 beta (gene TFAP2B). NCBI's taxonomy places the organism in Eukaryota, Metazoa, Chordata, Lepidosauria, Squamata, Phrynosomatidae. The record is from RefSeq and is a predicted model, not a curated record. Gene Ontology annotation, cellular component: nucleus. Gene Ontology annotation, biological process: regulation of transcription by RNA polymerase II; anatomical structure development; regulation of cell population proliferation. The coding region runs from base 150 to 1541 and encodes 463 amino acids. Gene Ontology annotation, molecular function: RNA polymerase II transcription regulatory region sequence-specific DNA binding; DNA-binding transcription factor activity, RNA polymerase II-specific. The transcript has 8 exons.